AUGGCAGUGGCUCUGGAUGAAGUGUGGGGGCGGGUGAAGAACGUCUGCAAGCAGAACGGACUGCUCAUCUUGUCUGUGCUGGCCGUGGUCAUUGGCUGCCUGCUAGGCUUCUUCCUCAGAGGGAAGCAGCUCUCUGAGCAGGAGGUGAAGUACUUCCAGUUUCCAGGAGAGCUGCUAAUGAGGAUGUUGAAAAUGUUAAUCUUGCCCCUCGUUGUAUCCAGUUUGAUGUCAGGUCUAGCUGCCCUGGACGCCAAGUGCUCCAGCCGCCUGGGCAUCAUGACCAUCUCCUACUACCUCUGGACCACCUUUGUUGCCGUGGUAGUGGGCAUCGUCAUGGUAUACAUCAUUCACCCGGGUGGUGCUGCUCAGAAGGAGGACUCAGAGGAGAGCAAGAAGCCAAUGACCAGUUCUGCUGACGCUCUGCUGGAUCUCAUUCGCAACAUGUUUCCGGCCAACCUGGUUCAAGCUACUUUUCAACAGUAUCGAACCCAGAGAGUUCCCGAGCUCAUCCCCAAACCAACUGUGGCUCAGCUCCUGGAUGAGACAACCACACGUAGGGUUUACAUCUAUGGCAUCCAGGAUGACAACGGCACAGAUAUCCAGAACUUCUCCCUGGAUCUCACACCGCCACCUGAUGUUAUCAUGAAAACAUCACCUGGUACCAGUGAAGGCAUGAAUGUGCUGGGGAUUGUAAUUUUUUCCGCUACCAUGGGAAUAAUGCUGGGCAGAAUGGGACCCAAUGGAAGCGCUUUGGUCAACUUCUGCCAGAGUUUGAAUGAGGCAGUUUUGAAGAUUGUUGCCAUUGUCAUCUGGUAUUUUCCCUUUGGGAUCGUAUUUUUGGUUGCCGGUAAGAUCUUGGAGAUGGAUGACCCUUCAGCCAUGGGGAAGAAGCUGGGUUUUUACGCCAUUACAGUGGUAAUGGGCUUGGUGCUGCACGGUCUAUUCAUCCUCCCGGCCAUGUACUUCUUCAUCACUAAGAAGAGCCCCAUAGUUUACAUCAGGGGCAUUCUGCAGGCCCUGCUUAUCUCCUUGGCCACCUCAUCCAGCUCUGCCACUCUGCCUAUCACCUUCAAGUGCCUCCUUGAGAACAACCACAUCGACAGACGCAUCAUCCGCUUCGUGCUGCCUGUCGGGGCCACCAUCAAUAUGGAUGGUACCGCACUCUACGAGGCCGUGGCAGCCAUUUUCAUUGCCCAAGUGAAUAACUAUGAGCUUGACUUUGGACAGAUCAUCACAAUCAGCAUCACCGCCACCGCAGCCAGUAUCGGUGCAGCUGGAAUCCCGCAAGCUGGACUGGUAACCAUGGUGAUCGUGUUGACCUCUGUGGGCCUGCCCACCGACGACAUCACUCUCAUCAUUGCUGUUGAUUGGGCUUUGGAUCGAUUCCGGACUAUGGUCAAUGUGAUGGGUGAUGCCCUGGCCACAGGCAUAAUGGCUCAUAUCUGCAGAAAAGAUUUUGUCAAAGAAGGGGAGCAGGUGAGGGUGCCUCUGAUCUGUGAAACCAAGCCCAUGAUAAGCAUCCAGCAGAUGAUGACCUACCAGAACCAGAAGAACGGCUGCUACCAGCCACCUCCGCCAGGCAGCAAGCAGGACCACCUCUCCCCGGAUGUGGCUCGCCUGAUCCAGCUGGAGGAGGGGAUCCGGCCGAUAGAGAAGAAGAAACACGCUCACUCCUCUCACCCCAAGAGAGAGCACAGGGACAAGGACCACUGUUCCGUUGAUAUGAACGGGCUGGAGACUAAUGUAUAAAAACAGCUGCCCUGCCAACAGCUUCUCGCUCAUCCAUAGCAAUAGGGCCAGCAGGAGAGGAAGACAGAUUAAAGAUUGAGGUGACUAAGUUCACGUGCUUUUCCCCUCCGAGAAGGAGAGUGGCCUAGAGUGGACGAAUGCAGAUGACCUUGGGGGGAAAAAGACUCAUUUUUUUUCUACAUAACUUAAAUAAUGAUCCACAUUUGAUUGUGUAUGUUUGUGUGUGUACAUAUUUAUCAGAGAUGUAUAAUUUGAUACCAGCAGUGACAGUGUGCUGCUGUAGCUGACAGACCGCAGAACUGCUCCUGUUUCGAGGUUUCACUAACAUCCUCCCAGAUCUGUGAGUCAGCCCAUCUCAAAGGAGCGGAAAUGGAGAACUCAAUAGCUGUGGGGGAAAAAACUGACAACGUCCACUCAUAUCUCUUUAUAUUCAUUAUGAUCUGGUUUGGUAUAUUUUUAGCAUGAUAUUGGUUGGGGUUUUUGUAUAUUUCUUUGUUGUUGUUUUUUGUCAUCCUGUUCUUGAUUCACUGACUAAAUAAAACGCACGACACAGAUACAAAGUGGGACAAUACAAGAUAAUUGAGCAAGAAACCUUCAUUUUAACACACAUAUGCAGUUUAACGGUUUGGUUCACAUUCAGGAAAAAAAAGUCCCAAAAUGUCCCAUCUUUCCCUACACUUCUCUUCUCUGCUUUGUUGUCCUGGGUCUAAGUGGGUACUCUGCCUCUACCUGAACGGCCAUUGCCAGAAUCAAGGCAAAAAGGUGAUGAAAGUCACGUCGAUAACAAGGACAAGUGUUUGCCCUUGUGUUGAAGUCAUGUUAAGUUGUCUUUGCACCUCAUUGUAUUCCCUUUUUGCCUUAAACGACCAAAGCAGAAGCAUGCAGGACCAGUGCGUUACUGACGUACACCAAAACAGCAAACAACCACAAGUCGACAAUCACAGGUCAUACUCUGAACUCUGUCCAUAU
Micropterus dolomieu (smallmouth bass) is the source of this 2718-nucleotide messenger RNA. RefSeq names its product solute carrier family 1 member 7a (gene slc1a7a). Gene Ontology annotation, biological process: L-glutamate transmembrane transport. The transcript is spliced from 11 exons. The coding region runs from base 1 to 1749 and encodes 582 amino acids. Gene Ontology annotation, molecular function: neutral L-amino acid transmembrane transporter activity; L-glutamate transmembrane transporter activity; glutamate:sodium symporter activity. Gene Ontology annotation, cellular component: plasma membrane. Lineage: Eukaryota; Metazoa; Chordata; Actinopteri; Centrarchiformes; Centrarchidae. The record is from RefSeq and is a predicted model, not a curated record.